AUGUCACAGGUCGAUCAACCACCUCAGUGGGCCGAUGCCCUGAGCAAGAUCCUCCUGGAUCUCAAGAAUAAGAAUGAGGAACAUAGACAGAAGGCUGCCAGAGGCCUAAGAACAUAUGUAAUAACUCAAUUCAGAGAGAUGUCUAAUGAAUCGUUUACAAGGUUCAUGGGCGAUGUAAAUAAUAUACUCUUUGAGCUGGUGAAUAGUAAUAGCAUAUCUGAUAAGAUUGGAGGUAUUAUGGCCAUUGACGAGUUGAUUGAUGUGGACUAUGAUGAGAAUGCAUCAAAGGUGACAAAGUUUGCCAACUAUCUACGUAUCGGUCUGUCGACGAACGACUUGACUGUGAUGCUGAUGGCCUCCAAGGCGCUGGGCCGUCUGGCCCGCUCAUCCGGCACAUUGACCGCCGACAUUGUCGAGUUUGAAGUGACACGUGCGCUCGAGUGGCUGAGCGGCGACCGCUACGAGAACCGUCGUCACGCCGCCGUGCUCGUGCUCAAGGAGCUGGCGCAGAACUCCCCGACACUGUUCUACGUGCACGCCGCCAACUUUGUCGAUCAGAUCUGGGUGGCAUUGCGCGACACCAAGGUGGCGAUUCGCGAGGGUGCCGUCGAGGCGCUGCGCGCCUGUCUCGAGCUGAUCGCCGAGCGUGAGAGUCGUCUGCGACUCCAGUGGUACCAGAAGAUCUAUGACGAAUCACAGAAAGCAUUCAAACAGAAUGGCUCGCCCGAGUCCAUCCACGGCUCACUGCUCACCCUUGGUGAGCUACUUCGCAACACUGGCGACUUCAUGUUCAACAAGUUCAAGGAUGUCUGCGAGACCAUCCUCCGAUACAAAGAGCAUCGUGACAAGCUCGUUAAGAAGACUGUGAUCACGUUGCUACCAAGCAUGGCACUCUUCUGUCCAAAGGACUUUGUACAUCAUCACCUUAACAACUGUAUGAUACAUGUGUUGGCAUCACUAAAGAAUCAAGGAGAGCGAUCAUAUUCAUUCAUUGCUCUGGGCGAGAUCGCGUUGGCCGUGGGCGGUAACAUCAAACCCUACCUGGAAAAGAUCGUGGUGACGAUCAAAGCAGCCCUGACGAUGAAGGGCAAGCAGUUCAAUCCAGAGGUGCUCACCUGCAUCAGUAUGCUGUCAACGGCCGUCGGCCCUGUGAUGAUCCAGCACGUCAAUGCCAUCCUCACACAGAUGUUCACGCCCGGUCUCACCUCGGUGCUGAUCGAUGCGCUGCGCGACCUCACCGUCUCUCUACCGUCGCUCAUCCCUCAGAUUCAAAAGAUGCUGCUGUCGCUUGUGUCGCAGGUGCUGGCCAACAAACCAUUCCAGGAGCCUGGCACUCCGUCACAGUAUCGCAAGAGCUCGGGCACAUUCCAGGGCGUGUUGGUCACAUAUACGCUGCCCAACCCCGACUCGGAUCCAUCGGUCACCGCGCUGGCCUUGAAGACUCUGGGCUCAUUCGACUUCUCCAAUCACAACCUUUUGGAGUUUGUUCGCGACACUGUCUCCACAUUCUUGGACGACGACAACCCCGAGAUUAGACGCGAGGCAGCCAUCACAUGUGCCAAACUCAUGGUCAAACCAGGCGAACCGGCUCCCACAAGAGGCCACACAUCAGUCAUUGUGGGAGAGGUGCUGGAGAAGCUGCUCGUGGUCGGUAUUGCCGACCCCAACCCAUCAAUCCGUCGCACGGUGCUCAGCUCACUGGACACUCGAUUCGACCAUCACUUGGCGCAGGCUGAGAACCUGCGCAGUCUGUUCAUCGCGCUCAACGACGAGGUGUUUGAGAUCCGCGAGCUCUCCAUCUCAGUCAUUGGCCGUCUCACAAUCCGCAACCCCGCCUACGUCAUGCCCUCUCUCAGAAAGACACUUAUCCAGCUGCUGACUGAGCUGGAGUUCAGCGGUGACAGUCGCAACAAAGAAGAGUCGGCACGUCUCCUCGGACAUCUGAUCGGGGCCUCUGAGAAGCUCAUCAAGCCCUAUGUCGAUCCCAUACUCAAAGCCCUGUUGCCCAAGCUGCGCGACAGCAAUCCACGUGUUGCAUCAUGUGUGCUGGCCGCACUGGGCGAGCUGUCUGUCGUGGGCGGCGACGAGAUGACCCAGCACAUCGACCUGCUUCUGCCACUCAUCAUCGAGACACUUCAAGAUCAGUCGUCGACUAGCAAGCGUGAGGUCGCGCUCAAGACCCUCGGACAACUCGCAUCCAGCACGGGAUAUGUUAUCCGUCCCUUUGCCAGAUAUCCCGCGCUUCUCGACAUCCUGCUCAAUGCUCUCAAGACCGAACGCAUCCCAUCAAUCAGACGCGAGGUUAUCAAGGUGCUGGGUAUCCUCGGUGCGCUCGACCCAUACAAACACAAGAUGAACGAGCUUGGACAGCGACGCGAGGACCCCAAGUUGGACGACAAAUCCUCGUCCAAUGGCGUGUCGGCCAUUGAGCUGGUCACAUCCCCAGCAUCUGAGGACUACUACCCCACAGUGGCCAUCACGGCCUUGAUGAAGAUUCUUCGCGAUCCAUCAUUGUCCAGCCAUCACACGAGCGUCAUCCAGGCUGUGAUGUUCAUCUUCAAGAGUCUGGGCCUGAAGUGCAUCCCGUUCCUCCCACAGAUCAUGCCGCCCUUCCUCCAGGUGAUGAACACGUGCGAGCCUGGCUUCCGCGAGUUCCUCUUCCAACAACUGGGCUCACUCGUGUCGAUCGUCAAGCAGCACAUUCGUGACUACCUUGUCGACGUGUUUGCGCUGAUUGAGAAGUACUGGAACUCCAGCUUGUUGAUCCCCAUCAUCAAUCUGGUCGAGGAGAUCUCAUCCGCGCUGAACGACGAGUUCAAGGUGUACCUGCCCAACCUGAUCCCACAGAUGCUCAACGUGCUGCACACAGACCGCUCUCCCAAGCGCCAGCCCACAUCCAAGGUUCUCAAGGCACUCGAGGUGUUUGGCACCAACCUGGACGACUACCUCCAUCUGGUGAUCCCCGCAGUGGUCAAGCUGUUUGAACAGGUGGAUGUCACAACGCAGGUGCGCAUCCUGGCCAUCCAGACCAUCGGUCGUCUGUGCAAGAAGCUCAACUUCUCUGACUAUGCCUCGAGAAUCAUACAUCCAUUGGCUCGUGUACUUGAUGUAGACGGACCCAACGAGCUCAAGGACGACGCACUAGCCACGCUCUGCUCGUUGGUCUUCCAACUUGGCUCAGACUAUGCAAUAUUCAUCCCAAUGGUUGGCAAGGUGUUGGCCAAGCGCGACAUCCAGUUCAACACCUAUGAAGUGCUCGUGUCCAAGUUGCUCAAGAACCAACAGUUGAUUGGUGCAUCGGGCGGUGACAAUGACUUCCCAGGCUCGCGACACCCCGACACAGCAUCCGAGGAGGCCACGACAUCUGUGUCUCCGGAGAUGGGCUUCAAGAAGCUCAAGGCCAAUGAACAGCAUCUCAAGACGGCCUGGGAGACUUCACAGCGAUCCACCAAGGAGGACUGGGUCGAGUGGAUCCGUCGUUUCUCUGUCGAACUGCUCCGCGAGUCUCCUUCGCCCGCACUACGCUCCUGUCUCUCGCUGGCCCAGGACUACCAUCCACUGGUCAGAGAACUGUUCAAUGCCGGCUUUGUCAGCUGCUGGACCGAGCUUCACGAGCAAUACCAAGACGAGCUGGUGCACAGUCUCGAGACUGCGCUCAGCUCGCCCAGCAUCCCACCCGAAACACUACAGACCCUGCUCAACCUUGCAGAGUUCAUGGAGCUACAUGACAAACCACUCCCAAUCGACAUCAAGACACUGGGCGCGCUGGCCGAGAAGUGUCACGCCUACGCCAAGGCGCUACACUACAAGGAGAUUGAGUUCCAACAAUCAACAGCCGUCACCAAUCAAACAAUCGAAGCGUUGAUCAGCAUUAACAAUCAGCUUCAGCAGCCUGAGGCGGCUAUUGGUAUCCUGAUCUUUGCACAAAAGAACCACAGCGUCGAGCUCAAGGAGAACUGGUACGAGAAGCUGCGUCGCUGGGAGGACGCCCUGUCGGCCUACGAGAAGAAGCAGAAGGACGACCCACACUCAAUCGAGAACACCCUGGGUAUCAUGCGUUGCCUACACGCUCUGGGCGAGUGGGAACGUCUGGGUCAGCUGUCGCACGAGGUCUGGAAGAACGCCAACGAGUCGACCAAGUCGUCGGUGGCGCCGCUCGCAUCGGCGGCCGCUUGGAACUUGGCCAGCUGGGAGUCAAUGGAUGAGUACGCCAAGGCCAUGAGUCAGGAGACGAUAGAAGGCUCAUUCUACCGCGCCAUACUAGAGGUGCACAAGGACAACUUCACCAACGCCCAGCAUCACAUUGAGCGCGCACGCAGUCUCGUCGACACAGAGAUCACUGCACUGAUUGGCGAGAGCUACAAUCGUGCUUACAAGAUGGUGGUGCGACUGCAGCAGCUGUCUGAGCUAGAGGAGAUCAUCGAGUACAAGAAGUGUGGUGUUGAUGGCACCGAUCGCAAACAGCUUAUUCGCAACACAUGGAAGACGAGACUAAGAGGCUGCCAGCACAACGUGGACAUCUGGCAGAGCAUCCUGGCGGUGCACUCACUGGUGAUUUCGCCACACGAGGAGCUGGACAUGUGGCUCAAGUUCAUUGGCCUGUGCAGGAAGAGCUCGCGUAUGGGUCUCGCUCAAAAGACGCUCACCAUGCUGAUGGGUCGCGACCCUGCCACACAGCAGUUUGGCGGCAUCCUGCCCAACACACAUCCAAAGAUCACGUUUGCCUACAUCAAACAGUUGUGGAGCGCCGGUGCCAAGCCUGCUGCCUUUGAGCGAUUGCGCACAUUCGUCCAGGUGCUCAAGGAUACCGAGGACCUGCCGCUGCAAGCCCGCGCCUACUUGAAGCUGGGCGAGUGGCAACUCGAGCUUGGAGUGACACUGAACGAGUCAUCCAUCCCAGGCGUCGUAUCCUCAUUCCGCUCCGCCACAGAGUGUGAUCCCAACUGGUACAAGGCAUGGCAUUCAUGGGCCCUCAUCAACUUUGAGGUCGUCUCACACUUUGAACAGAAUGGCGGCACGGCCGAACAGAUUGCCAGCCACUUGAUCCCAUCAAUCCACAGUUUCUUCCGCUCGAUCGCACUGGCGCCCGAGAAGUCGUUGCAGGACACACUGCGUCUGCUCACUCUGUGGUUCAAGCACGGAGCACAAAAGGAUGUCGAGGCCUGCCUGCUGCAGGGCUUCAACACAAUCAGUAUCGACACUUGGCUUCAGGUCAUACCUCAGCUGAUCGCCCGUAUCCAUGCACCAGUGCUGCCAGUCCGUCGCCUACUUCACGAGCUUCUCGACUCGAUUGGCAAGGAGCACCCACAGGCGCUUGUCUACCCGCUGACUGUCGCCACCAAGUCUCAGUCACCGGCGCGACUGGCCGCAGCAAAGGCCAUUAUGGACAAGAUGAGGAAGCACACCAAUCUGAUCGAUCAGGCGCUGCCAGUCAGCCAAGAGCUGGUGCGCUGUGCCAUCCUCUGGCACGAGAUGUGGUACGAGGGUCUGGAGGAUGCCUCACGUCAAUACUUUGGCGAGCACAACCCAGAUGCAAUGCUUGCCACCCUCGCCCCGCUGCAUCAGAUCAUUGAGAAGGGACCAGAGACGACGAGCGAGACAUCAUUCAUUCAUGCAUUUGGUCGCGACCUACAGGAGGCGUUGGAGUGGACCAAGAAGUAUGAGCGAUCGAGAAAGGAGGGCGACUUGAACCAGGCAUGGGACCUCUACUACCAGGUGUUCAGAAGGAUUUACAAACAGUUGCCACAAAUGAUCUCGUUGGAGCUACAGUACAUCUCGCCUCGAUUGAUGAACUCGCGCGAUAUGGAGCUAGUUGUGCCGGGCACGUACAGAGCCGGCGAGCCUAUCAUCAGGAUUCAAUCAUUCUCACAGGUGCUCAGCGUCAUCCCCUCCAAGCAGCGACCAAGAAAGCUGACGAUCAUUGGAUCGGACGGCCUCGAGUAUACAUUCCUGUUGAAGGGCCACGAGGACCUUCGUCAGGAUGAGAGAGUCAUGCAGUUGUUUGGUCUGGUCAACACGUUGCUCAGCGCCAACCACGACACGGCCAAGUCACACUUGAGUAUCCGUCGCUUCAGUGUCAUCCCCCUUUCACCCAACUCUGGUUUGAUUGGCUGGGUGCCUCACUCGGACACACUUCACGCACUGAUUCGCGACUACCGUGAGAGCACCAAGACUCUGCUCAACAUUGAGCAUCGCCUAAUGAUGCAGAUGUGCUCUGACUUUGACAACCUUACACUGAUGCAAAAGGUCGAGGUGUUUGAGUACGCCCUGGAGAACACCAGCGGCCAGGACCUGCACAAGGUGCUCUGGCUCAAGAGCAGGAACUCUGAGACAUGGCUGGAUCGUCGCACGAACUACACAAGAUCACUGGCAGUGAUGUCCAUGGUGGGCUACAUCCUGGGACUGGGCGAUCGCCAUCCCAGCAACCUGAUGCUGGACCGCCACACGGGCAGAAUCCUGCACAUCGACUUUGGCGACUGUUUCGAGGUGGCAAUGCACCGAGAGAAGUUCCCCGAGAAGAUCCCCUUCCGUCUGACCAGAAUGUUGAUCAACGCAAUGGAGGUGUCUGGUAUCGAGGGCAACUUCCGGCUGACGUGCGAGGCUGUGAUGUCUGUGCUGCGCAAGAACAAGGAGUCAUUGAUGGCCGUGCUAGAGGCCUUUGUCCACGACCCACUGAUCAACUGGAGACUGCUCACGCCCAAUCACGAGAAGGAGACCAAGAUCAAGCAGGACCUGAUCGAUCACGAGUCGCCAGAGCCCUCGCUCACCACCUCACCCGUACACAGACAACCCACGAGAGGACGUGUCGACGAACAGGUUGAGGAAGUUGUUCCAGAGGCAUUGAACGAGAGAGCACUCUCUGUUAUCAAUCGUGUCAACAAGAAGUUGACUGGAAGAGACUUUAGCAAGGAUGAGACAUUAGGUGUACCAGAACAAGUUCAGAAGCUAAUCGAUCAAGCCACAUCACAUGAACACCUUUGUCAAUGUUAUGUUGGUUGGUGUGCAUUCUGGUAA
Messenger RNA from Acytostelium subglobosum LB1, 7014 nucleotides. RefSeq lists its product as hypothetical. The coding region runs from base 1 to 7014 and encodes 2337 amino acids. Lineage: Eukaryota; Evosea; Eumycetozoa; Acytosteliales; Acytosteliaceae. The record is from RefSeq and is a predicted model, not a curated record. Gene Ontology annotation, cellular component: nucleus; TORC2 complex; TORC1 complex. Gene Ontology annotation, molecular function: protein serine/threonine kinase activity; protein-containing complex binding; protein binding. The transcript is spliced from 3 exons. Gene Ontology annotation, biological process: TOR signaling; negative regulation of macroautophagy; protein phosphorylation.